UCAUAUAAGUACCUCACAUGACUUGGAGCAUCUCCACUCGUCUCCUUCACACCCUCAUCUCCCAAACACCUGAAACCCACAAUGCCUUUUCCUCUUCAAACCCUACCGUCACUCCUCUUCUCCUUCCGUAUCUGAAUCUCUCAAGAUGUCGACCACUGCUUCUCCUUCGACGGUGAUCGAACACGUUUUGCUCUUCAAAAUCAAGGACAACACAGACCCUUCCAAGGUCAACGCAAUGUUCACAGGACUCAACGGCCUUAUUUCGCUCGAUGAGGUACGCCAUCUCACUGCCGGUCCUCUCGUCCGUAUCCGAUCCCCGCUCUCCAAUUUCACUCACAUGCUCCACAGUCGCUACUACUCCAAAGAGGACCUCUCCGCCUAUUCUACUCAUCCAAGCCAUCUUGGUUUGGUUAGGGAAAAUGCCCCGAUAAUCGAUGACAUCUUGGCAGUCGAUUGGGUGGUGCCGGAUUUCCAGGGCCUUAUGGUCCCUCCGGCGGGGUCUGCCAUUCGCGUGACUUUCUUGAAAUUGAAGGAGAAUGUUGCGGAGGAAGGGAAGAACGAGGUGUUGGAAGUGAUUAAGGAGAGUAUUGGGGGUAUGGAUCAGAUCACUUUUGGUGAGAACUUCUCGCUGGCGAGAGCAAAGGGGUUUUCGAUUGCUUCGCUUGAGGUUUUCCCUGGAUUGACCGAAAUGGAAGGCGUCGAUUCCAAGGAGGAGCUGGUGAAUUUGAACAAAGAAAAGGUUAGGGAUUAUUUAGAGGACGUGAUUGUGGUUGAUUACGUGGUUCCAUCCUCACAGCCUGCUAGUCUUUGAGUAUGAUCAAGCUCUCUUUCAGCUAUGGCUUUGCAGCCAAGGAAAAGAUAAGAUAAGAUUGAGACGGAGAGGUUUACCCUUCCCUCAUCCUUCAUCUUCUCUUAGCAGCAUACUGUGACCUUUUCAAGAAAGAAUACUCAUUGCCCUAUAAAGAGCAGGCGCUAAUUUCCCUGAUAAAUUUUUCUGGUGCACCAUUGCAUCUUGGGAAUGGUUGUUGCAGAUGUUAUCGGUCUAAUCAUCAGGGGCGGAGCUACAUAGUGCUGAGCGUAGGCACUUGCCCCCACCUGAAUUUUUUAAAAUAUUUAGUAGUUUACACGUAUAAGUACGAGAUGUAU
Messenger RNA from Tripterygium wilfordii, 1146 nucleotides. RefSeq names its product stress-response A/B barrel domain-containing protein UP3-like. NCBI's taxonomy places the organism in Eukaryota, Viridiplantae, Streptophyta, Magnoliopsida, Celastrales, Celastraceae. The transcript has 2 exons. The coding region runs from base 146 to 811 and encodes 221 amino acids. The record is from RefSeq and is a predicted model, not a curated record.